AUGCACUUUCAAAAUUCAUCAAGUAUGUAUUCUGAAGGUUAUUCUGCAAAUGUUUAUUCACCACGAACAUUGUAUCCUCGAUUUCAUCAUCAAUUAUUGCCACAUGUCAAACUAAUUGAUUCAAUUAAAAUACCUCCACGUGAAUCUUGCACUGUCCAAGCAAAACUCGAAUUAUCAUUCGCCGAUACAGUUUACUUUCAUCCUGAUCUUAUUACUCAAGUCGAAAAAUCUGUUCUAAUCUCACCGUCUUUAUCAAACAUAAAAAAUUAUACAGAAUAUUUUAAAAUAUACAAUCCUAAUGAUUAUACACGCUACUUCCCUAUGAAUACUCUUCUAGGUCAAGUGACACAUGCACCGCACCAAGUACACUCGUUUCCAUUAUUCGAUCCGUCUCGUUGUUUUCCGUCGUCAGCUUCUCAACAUCAUCUUAUCAAUGUCAUUGAACUCGAAUAUACUCCUUCUACAACCCUUGAAACGAUUGAUAAAUUACUUGAUCAUAUUACCAAUCUUCAGGACAAAAGUGAACUUCGACUCAUUCUUCAGCAACACAUGCAAGUAUUUGAUAUUUCCAAAGCUACACAAGCAAAAACGCCUAUUCCACAUAUUAGUAACACAGGUGAUAGUCUUUCAACUAAUUCACGACCGUAUCCAAGAAUCAUCCAACAACAACGUGAGAUUCAAGAUGAAAUCCAAAAGAUGAUGCAAACUAAUCAAAUUCGUCCUUCAAAUUCACCUUGGUCUUCUCCAGUUAUUAUUCACAAAAAACAGAUGGUAGUAUUCCACUUUUAG
Molecule: messenger RNA, 789 nt
Organism: Rotaria sp. Silwood2
Lineage: Eukaryota; Metazoa; Rotifera; Eurotatoria; Philodinida; Philodinidae
Source: the annotation of a GenBank genome assembly